Mugil cephalus (flathead mullet) is the source of this 1952-nucleotide messenger RNA. It is a transcript of the gene egln1a, whose product is annotated as egl-9 family hypoxia-inducible factor 1a. The record is from RefSeq and is a predicted model, not a curated record. Gene Ontology annotation, biological process: peptidyl-proline hydroxylation to 4-hydroxy-L-proline; cellular response to hypoxia. Gene Ontology annotation, molecular function: peptidyl-proline 4-dioxygenase activity; L-ascorbic acid binding; ferrous iron binding. Gene Ontology annotation, cellular component: nucleus; cytoplasm. Bases 322 to 1416 code for a protein of 364 amino acids. NCBI's taxonomy places the organism in Eukaryota, Metazoa, Chordata, Actinopteri, Mugiliformes, Mugilidae. The transcript has 5 exons.
ACCCCAGACGGGCUGAGCGCACACGGAGCGGCGCCAUGCAGUACCCACAGACCCACGGCUAGCCUGCAGAAAUGCCUCCCGAAGACCUCGACCCACCCCGGAAUGCUCGGUCCUGGGCGCGCGCCGUCGUCUCAAUCCGCUCAUAAAUGACGCGAAGAGGGAAUGAGUGCGGGAAAAUGGCGAGGUUCUGAGUGCUACUUUCCAGUUUCGCUCGGCGUAGCGUGGCAGAGAGGCAGCGGGUCGUUUCCAAAGUUGUCGGUUAGCAGGACGCGUGUGAAGGAUCGGAAUUAAAGGAGCAGUACACCGGCUGUACCCUCAAACAUGGAGAAGCAGCAGAGCGACUUGGAUCGGGACCGACAGUACUGUGAACUUUGUGGGAAAAUGGAGAACCUCCUCAAGUGUGGUAGGUGCCGGAACUCCUUCUACUGCAGCAAGGAGCACCAGAAACAGCACUGGAAGAUGCACAAGCUGAUUUGUAAGGAGGCGGACAAGGCGCAGCUGUCCAAACAGAAACCCGGGCAGGCUGCGCCGUCGGGGGAGGACGGGGCACCGGAGAAAUGCCAAGAGAAGAAGAGCAGCCCCGAGCCGGCGGACAGUGCUGCUUCGCCCCCGAGAGCCACAAACACGGACGCACCGGAGGUCGGCGACAGGGCGGGAGAAGAGGGGUCCAACAACACCGCCACCACACCUAACGGACAGACCAGCUCAUCCCCUCAGAAACUUGCCACGGAGUACAUAGUCCCGUGCAUGAACAAGCACGGCAUCUGCGUGGUGGACAACUUUUUAGGAGCCGACACCGGCCUGGGCAUUUUGGAUAAUGUCAAGGCUCUGCACAAAACCGGCAGGUUCACGGACGGGCAGCUGGUGAGUCAAAAGAGCGACUCCACUAAAGACAUCCGAGGGGACAAAAUCACGUGGAUAGAGGGGAGGGAGCCCGGCUGCGAGAAGAUACUCUUUCUAAUGAGUCGCAUGGACGACCUGAUCAGACAUUGUAAUGGCAAACUGGGAAACUACACGAUUAAUGGAAGGACAAAAGCAAUGGUGGCAUGUUACCCCGGAAACGGGACAGGCUACGUGCGCCAUGUGGAUAACCCCAACGGUGAUGGACGGUGUGUCACAUGCAUAUAUUACCUUAAUAAAGAUUGGAAUGCCAAGGAACAUGGUGGCCUUCUUCGAAUCUUCCCAGAAGGAAAGGCCCAGUUCGCCGACAUAGAGCCAAAAUUCGAUCGUCUGCUGUUGUUCUGGUCUGACAGGCGGAACCCUCACGAGGUUCAGCCCGCUUUCACCACAAGGUAUGCUAUCACAGUGUGGUAUUUUGACGCAGACGAGCGUGCCCGAGCUAAAGAAAAGUACUUAACAGGUGCGGGAGAAAAAGGAGUCAAAGUGGAACUUGGCAAAUCAUCAGACCCGAGCUAGGGGGAUGCCUGCACCCCCCUGCGAACAGCCUUUAAGUGCUCUGUCCUAAGAAAGUGGCCUAUAGAGAGCAUGUGUGUGUGUUUUACAUGGCAAAACAGCAGACAUUUCCUUGAGAAGGUGACCGUUUCGUGCUUAUGGAGACAAAACAAACAUUGAUUUCUGUUCAUUUUCAGCCAACCUUGGUAACCCAGCGGACCUUGAAUGUCAUAACAUUGUACUGAAAGGGAUUGUAUGUUGUUGUUUUUUUGUUUUUUUUGUUUUUGUUUUUGUUUUGUUUUUUCUUUUCACCUCCUCGGUGGAGAGUGCUUACAGCUGACACUUUCAGAAAAUCACUUCAAACAGGAAAUGAGUUCAGAUAAAAUCUUCAUCUUUUCUAUAUCGCAGUUAAUUCCUUAAAGGUACAGUGUUCUGCAUAUGCGUCAUGUGUUAUGCUUUUCACAUGGAAUCGGCUGUUAUAAUAAGCUACUGUAUGUGCUUGAGUUUGCAAUAAUUCGAGGAAUGAUCUGAAUUAAAAACACACUUUUUCUGACAGAAAA